AUGCCUACCUUCACCGUCUUCAAGGGCUCCAAGGAUGGACUGCCCAAGAAGUCCACCACCACUAAGCCCGACGAGCUCACGCGCGACCAGGUCCUCGUGAGGGUCACCGUUUCUGGUCUCUGUGGAACCGAUCUGCACUACAAAACAGACGACAUGGCCCUCGGCCACGAGGGUGUCGGCGUCGUCGAGUCCGUGGGCCCCGACUGCAAGGUGCUGAAGAAGGGCGACCGUGUCGGCUGGGGCUAUGAGCACGACAGCUGCGGCCACUGCCACCAGUGCCUGACCGGCAACGAGACCUACUGCCCGGAGCGCGCCAUGUACGCCUACGCCGACCGGGACCAGGGCUCCUUCGCCUCGCACGCCGUGUGGCGCGAGGCCUUCCUGUUCAAGAUCCCCGACGCCCUCAGCGACGAGGCCGCCGCGCCGCUGCAGUGCGGCGGCGCCACCGUCUGGAACGCCCUGCGCGCCUACAACGCCCAGCCCACCGAGACGGUCGGCGUCAUGGGCGUCGGCGGCCUGGGCCACCUGGCCAUCCAGUUCGCGGCCAAGAUGGGCUGCCGCGUCAUCGUGCUGUCCGGGUCCGACAGCAAGAAGGCCGAGGCUGAGCGCUUGGGCGCCCACGAGUUCAUCGCCACCAAGGGCAAGAAGGAGCUGUCCGUGUCGAGACCCCUGGACCGCCUGCUGGUCACGACGUCGGCCCAGCCCGACUGGAGCCAGCUGCUGCCCAUCAUGGCGCCCGGCGCCACCAUCCACCCGCUCGGCGUCGCCGGCGGCAACUUCGAGAUCCCCUACAUGCCCAUGCUGCUGGCCGGCAUCUCGGUCCAGGGCUCCGUCGUCGCCCCGCGCCACCUGCACCGCCAGAUGCUCGACUUUGCCGCCCUGCACGGCAUCGCCCCCGUCACCGAGACCUUCCCCAUGACCGAGGAGGGCAUCAAGGAGGCCAUGGACCGUCUGGAGAACGGCAACGUGCACUUCCGCGCUGUGCUCAAGGCGCAGUAG
Neoarthrinium moseri is the source of this 999-nucleotide messenger RNA. RefSeq lists its product as uncharacterized. The transcript has a single exon. The record is from RefSeq and is a predicted model, not a curated record. Gene Ontology annotation, biological process: alcohol metabolic process. Bases 1 to 999 code for a protein of 332 amino acids. Gene Ontology annotation, molecular function: alcohol dehydrogenase (NADP+) activity; zinc ion binding. Lineage: Eukaryota; Fungi; Ascomycota; Sordariomycetes; Amphisphaeriales; Apiosporaceae.